This is a messenger RNA of Saccharomycodes ludwigii, 2127 nucleotides long. It is a transcript of the gene MAD1, whose product is annotated as coiled-coil domain-containing protein MAD1. Gene Ontology annotation, biological process: mitotic spindle assembly checkpoint signaling; attachment of mitotic spindle microtubules to kinetochore. The transcript has a single exon. The record is from RefSeq and is a predicted model, not a curated record. The coding region runs from base 1 to 2127 and encodes 708 amino acids. Lineage: Eukaryota; Fungi; Ascomycota; Saccharomycetes; Saccharomycodales; Saccharomycodaceae. Gene Ontology annotation, cellular component: nuclear envelope; mitotic spindle; kinetochore.
AUGACCGACUCUAAUAAUGAUGAUGGUGGUUCCUCUCCAUUUUUAGAAGAACCAGCCUUAAAUAUCGACAAUGGCAGCGAAAAUGAUAAUCAACAUAUUUUUCUUAAACAUAGCGAUAUUACUACCAUGCCUACUGCUAUUAAUAAUAAAACUAGUAGUAAUGAUAGCACAGCGACCAUUAUUAUGGAAAAGAAUGAGUUACAUAGAAAACUAAUGAGCUUAAAUUAUACAUACAAUACUUUGAAAAAUGAUUGUGAAAUUAAAGAAUUGUAUUUAACCACACAAUUAGAAAAUAUGACUAAAAAAUAUAACGAGAAGUUGGAAGAAGUGGAUAAAUAUUUAAAUGAAUGUUCAAAUUUGUUAAAGGAAAACGAAAACUUGGGCAAUAAUUUACAGAAGAUAACAGAUGAAAAACAAGCAUUAGAAAAUAAAAACACAACCGUGACUUCAGAUGUGCAUGAUUUAAAAGGCGAAAUUUUACAAUUGAAGGGGAAAAUACAUGAUCUAAAUAUUGGUAAACAGGAACUAAAUGGUCAAUUGAAUAAUUUGAAACUAGAGCUAGAUACUUCAAAGGAUCUAAACAAUAGAUAUGGGCAAGAUCUAAACACUAAAUCCUUAGAACUGAAAAAAAACCUUAAUAAGAUCAAUGAAUUAGAAUCACAUAUUUUGGAAUUAGAAAUGAAUAAAAAUAUAGACAAUACCGCUGCAAAUAUUCAAAAUUAUAAUGAGCAAGAUAUAUCACUAUUAAGAAGGGAAAUUACGAAUCAUGUCUCCUAUAUUCAAGAGUUAGAAAGUACAAAUUUGAAACAAGCCACAGAAUUGAAACAUUUAAAGCAAAAGAACGAAAACAUUGACUUUUUAAAUGUCGAAAAUUCCAAUCUACGAACUAAGCUUGAUAAAAUUGAUAAGGAUUUGAAACCACAAUUGGAAACAUUAGAAUUGGAAAAUAUUAAAUUAAAAGAGCAACUAUUGAACCUAGAUAAAGAUUCAGCAAGCACUGCCACCGUCACCAAGACUUUAAUGAUGGAAAAAACUCUUUUGAUUAAUGAAAACACGAAUUUAAAAUUAAAAUGCGAUAAUUUGGAGACAAAAGUUCAUGAUUUAGAUAUUCAAAACAAAGAACUACUAGAUAUAAAUGAGAAAUAUGAGCAGACUGUAAUAAAUUUGAAAAAAUUAAACAAUGAGCUAGAACAACAAAAAUCUUUAUCAUUUGAAGAAUGUGAUUUAUUAAAAAAACAAAUUCAAGAUUUGGAACAAAUGUUAAAUUCUAAUAGCGAUAAUAAAUUGUCGGAAAGCACUAGUUCCAACAGCAAUGAAUGGAAUUCUGUGAUAGAUCAGUAUAAAACUCAAACAGAGAAUUUGACUAACGAAUUGAAGAAAUUAAACGAGUUGAGCAGUGCUGGUAGUAAAAAAAGAAAAUUAACACCUGAAACCAUGUUAGAAGACAAAGAUAAAUUUGCUAAGAUUCAAUUCGAAAAAUUGGAACUUGAAAGAGAAAUCACCACAUUGAAAUCAGAAAAUAUGGUCUUGAAGGAUAAUUUAUCCAAGUUAUCAAAUUUAAAAGAACAAAAAAUUAGAAUAUUGCAAUUACGUGAUAACCCAUUAAGUAAAAACCAAUUUAUCAAAAAAACAGAAUUAACUCUAUUAAAACAAGAAAAUGAAGAAUUAUUGGGCAAGCUUCCUAUAUCAGAGAAAAUUCCUCGAUCUGUUUAUGAAAGACUUGUGUUUGAGAAACAACAAUUGGAAAAUACAACCUUCCAAAAAAAUAAACAAAUGUUACGAUUGAAACAAAUGUUUAACAGUAAGUCUUUAGAGUUUAUAGAUACUGUCAAUACCAUAUUGGGUUUUAAAAUAGAGUUUAUUGCAGGAAAUAAGGUUAAAUUAAUUUCAUGUUAUGAACCAAGUAAGGCUUUGGUUAUGGAUUUGGUCAAUAAUACUCUAAAGUCAAGCUUAAGUAAAUCAAUUAACAGCUGGGAUGACUUAUUAAAUUAUUGGGUUAAUGAAAAAUCACAGAUUCCCUGUUUGUUAGCUUCUGUGCAACUAAAAUUGUAUGAACAAAAGUAUAAUCAGAAAGGUCAAUUGUACAACAAAAUAAGUGAUGCUGAUCAAAAUUCUGAUGUGAUAUGA